AUGGGAUCCGUUGUUGAUGCUGCAAACAAGGAGGCAAGUGCAAAGAAACCUACAGUUAUUUUUGUCCUAGGUGGUCCAGGUAGUGGGAAAGGUACACAGUGUGCCUAUAUUGUUGAGCAUUUUGGUUACACACAUCUUAGUGCUGGAGACCUUCUCAGAGCUGAGAUUAAAUCAGGUUCUGAAAAUGGAACUAUGAUCCAGAAUAUGAUUAAAGAAGGGAAGAUAGUACCUUCUGAGGUUACAAUCAAGCUUCUGCAGAAAGCAAUUGAGGAAAAUGGGAAUGACAAAUUCCUCAUUGAUGGUUUCCCUCGCAAUGAGGAGAACAGAGCAGCAUUUGAAAAAGUUACUGAGAUUGAACCAAAGUUUGUCUUGUUCUUUGAUUGUCCUGAAGAAGAAAUGGAGAGGCGUCUGUUGGGUAGAAACCAGGGGAGAGAGGAUGAUAAUAUUGAGACUAUAAGGAAGCGUUUCAAGGUAUUUCUUGAAUCUAGCUUACCAGUGAUUCAGUACUACGAAGCUAAGGGGAAAGUUCGCAAGAUUCAUGCUGCAAAGCCCAUUGAAGAUGUGUUUCAGGAGGUGAAGGCAGUCUUUUCUCCUGAAGCUGAGAAGGUUGAAGCCUAG
Messenger RNA from Eruca vesicaria subsp. sativa (arugula), 618 nucleotides. NCBI's taxonomy places the organism in Eukaryota, Viridiplantae, Streptophyta, Magnoliopsida, Brassicales, Brassicaceae. The record is from the annotation of a GenBank genome assembly.